CCGUCUGUGGGAAAUCAGCAGAAGCACGAGUUCAUACAGAGCUCGCGCUGCUCUGCAAUGUUUCAGACGCGGAGUGGAAGCAAGCAAGCCCGAUGCACGAGUCAAGGCAACCAGCAGCGGAGAUGAAGGCCGACUCCGAUUGGCUCUGAUUUUUAAAAGCCCUUUUCAUUCAAAAGAGGUUGCCCAUUAUCAACAUGGCAGAGCAGUCGGCCCCAGUACCCUCUGCAAAAAUGGCGGCACUUAACCGGGUUCGAGCCUUUACUCUGGUUUUCUUAACUGUCAGCGGUUGUUUCGUUUGCUCGACGAAUGGCAAGGAAGUGACAGAAGAGACGGUAAUCAUAGGUAUCAGACUGGAGGACACGGACGAUAUUUCCUAUAUGGACAAGGGCUAUUUGCGGGUCAGCGAAAGGUCUCAUGUCAAGCUGAGGGUCUAUGGGCAAAACAUUAAUAACGAGACGUGGUCCAAAAUUGCUUUUACGGAGCACGAGCGGACCAGAGUCCCCGGAGACGGUGACAGCUCAGCUGGGAACAAGAGCCGGGACGAUACGUCUAGUUUCCAUCCAUGUGGGAUCAGAACUUCGGAUAUCAUCAUCCUGCCCAACAUAAUCUUAAACAGAAAAACGUCGGGAGUAGUUGAGAUUGAAGUCAAACCUCUUAGGAAGACGGAGCGGAGUAAAAUGUAUUACCUGUGCAUCGCCACCUCCGCUCACGCAGUGGCGGGCUUGCACGACCCAUGGACCGAGAACACUUGGAUUUAUCACGAUGGAGAUGACACGAAAGUAAUGGUGGUGGAGGAAAAAAAGUUUUUGCUUCCCUUCUGGCUGCAGGUCAUUUUCAUCUCGAUGCUGCUCUGCCUUUCGGGCAUGUUCAGCGGGCUAAACUUGGGUCUGAUGGCGCUGGACCCCAUGGAGUUACAGAUAGUUCAGAACUGCGGCACCGAAAAGGAGAAGAACUACGCGAGGAAGAUUGAGCCCGUUCGCAGUCAGGGGAAUUACCUACUGUGCUCCCUUCUGUUGGGGAACGUCUUGGUGAAUACUACACUGACCAUUCUCUUGGAUGACAUUGCGGGAUCUGGAUUGAUUGCGGUUGUGAUGUCGACCAUCGGGAUUGUAAUUUUCGGUGAAAUUGUGCCGCAAGCCAUAUGCUCAAGGCACGGCCUUGCAGUUGGUGCAAACACUAUAUUCUUGACCAAAUUUUUCAUGCUGCUUACGUUCCCCGCUUCGUACCCAGUGAGCAAACUUUUAGAUUACCUUUUGGGUCAAGAGAUAGGAACCGUGUACAACCGAGAAAAACUGCUGGAGAUGCUGCGAGUGACGGAUCCGUACAACGAUUUGGUCAAAGAGGAGCUGAACAUCAUUCAGGGAGCACUUGAGCUCAGGACUAAAACCGUGGAAGACGUCAUGACCCCGCUGCGAGACUGUUUCAUGAUUGCCGGGGAUGCCAUCCUCGACUUCAAUACGAUGUCUGAGAUUAUGGAGAGCGGAUACACGCGAAUCCCCGUCUUCGAAGGGGAGAGAUCUAACAUCGUGGACCUGCUGUUUGUGAAAGACCUGGCGUUCGUGGAUCCGGACGACAGCACCCCACUGAAAACCAUCACCAAGUUCUACAGUCACCCCUUGCACUUUGUGUUCAACGACACCAAGUUGGACGCAAUGCUGGAGGAAUUUAAGAAAGGUAAAUCCCACCUGGCCAUCGUCCAGAGGGUGAACAACGAGGGGGAGGGCGACCCGUUCUACGAGGUGCUGGGCAUCGUCACCCUGGAGGACGUCAUCGAGGAGAUCAUCAAGUCCGAGAUCCUGGACGAGACAGACUUGUACACCGACAACAAGAGUAAAAAGAAAAUCACCCACCGGGAGAGGAAGCAGGAUUUCUCGGCCUUCAAGCCCACAGACAAUGAGAUGAAGGUUAAAAUAUCACCUCAGCUCCUACUGGCCACACUGCGUUUCCUGGCAACAGAAAUAGAGCCCUUCAGCCCUGGUCAGAUGUCCGAGAAGAUCCUCCUACGGCUGCUCAAGCACCCCAACGUCAUCCAGGAGCUGAAGUACGACGACAAGAACAGGAGGAGCCCGGAGCACUACCUCUUCCACCGCAACAAGCCCGUCGACCACUUCAUCCUCAUCCUCCAGGGGAAGGUGGAGGUGGAGGCGGGCAAGGAAGGGAUGAAGUUUGAGGCGGGAGCGUUUUCCUCUUACGGAGUGAUGGCCCUGACCGCCUCGCCAGUUCCUCUCUCCCUGUCUCGCACCUUCGUGGUCAGUAGAGCUGAGUCACUAGCAGGAUCUCCAGAGAAUAAGUCUCCCCCAAGGCCAUUCGGACUGAACCACUCGGACUCCCUGAACCGGAGCGACCGCAUCGACGCGGUCACGCCCACGCUGGGGAGCAGCAACAACCAGCUGAACGCCUUCCUGCAGGUCUACGUGCCCGACUACUCCGUCAGAGCCGUCUCCGACCUGCAGUACAUCAAGGUGACCCGGCAGCAGUACCAGAACGCCAUCAUGGCCUCUCGCAUGGACAAGACGCCCCAGUCCACGGACGGAGAGUACACCAAAAUCGAACUGACUCUGACGGAGCUUCACGACGGUCUGCCGGACGAGACGUCGAACCUGCUGAACCAGCAGCCGCAGCCGCCACCGACGCAGCAGAACUGCCUGGCGCACGGCAAGUCCAACCACACUAUGCACAACGAGGGUGCCGUCUAGCCCCGCCCACCCCGGGAGAGAGGGGGGGGUGGGGGGGGCGCGCGCGCGCGUCGUCCGCAAGUGCACCGCACCGCCCCCCAGCACGCCAGACCCAACCCGCCCGCGGGGGGCUCCCCCCCCCCCACCCCACCCCACCCCAGACGCGGCCGCCAGCCAGCCAGCCAGCCCCCGGACGGGCCCCGAAAAACUGCCCCCCAUACAUCACACGCACCCGCUCGGACCAGCCAGGAAGUCCCCCAGACCAAAGAGUUGGGUCCCUUUUAACUGCGGGGGGGCGUGGAUGAGGGUGGAGGACACAUCUACGGACACAAGGCAAGCAAGCUAGCAGACAAUAUGGUGAGUCAAAGACUGUGCCAAAUACCGCUUUGAAGGAAACCAUGAACCAAGAAUGUUUUCAUGUAUUUAUUUAUUUUAUAUAUGUAUGUGUGUAUGCGUGUAAAUAUAUAUCGAAUAUAUAUGCACAACGUGUACAUGUAUAUGUACAUAUAUAUAUUUACACAUACAUCCAUGUAUAUGUAUAUGUGAGGGUCUUUUGCAAAUAUGUAUAUUGCAAAUCUUGUUAUUUUUACUGUUAUUCUAAAUCAGGCUUACGGUACAGUAUCUCUUUGCCACCUUUAAAAAAAAAUCAGAGUUGACAUUCGCCUUUUAAAAUCGUAUUAAUUUCUUAACAAGUGCAAUGAACCACAAUUUUAUUUAAGAGAUGAUUAUGGAUUAAAUCACUGUAUUGUAAAUUACAGACGUAUAGGUAUGUAUGUAUGUAUGUAUGUAAAUUUGUUUGGAAUGUUGUAUGCGUUUGUCCACGGGGCAAAGCGAUCACAGUCACAGUUUUUACUGUUCCUAAUGCUGCCGUGCGAUGUUGCCAAGGCUGAUUUUCCUGUGACACCACCCACCCCCCCCCCAAACGCCAGUGCACCCCCCCCCCCACCCCCCCACCCCCCCCACCCCCCGACCCCAUCCCUCCCCAACACACGAUCACAUCCCUGGGGUGGUAAAAACGUGUUCCACUUCAGUCACAGUAAUCGGUCAAUAUGGAUCAAAGAUGGCGGACGUUCAACGCCACAUCUUUUGAAAUUAUGUAUUAUUUUUCAUUCCAUAUAUAUAUAAUUAUUAACGACUUGAUAAUUGCACAGUAUUAUCGACUGGAGCUGUCCAGCAUGCUGACUGAAAGCAAAAAGAAUUUUAGUAAAGAAUCAUUCUCAACCGAUAGAAAACGCGGCAACACCAGACGACGCGUUCAGCAUUUUCCAGGUUUGUGGCACAGUACUGUAUGUGUGUUAAGCUAAUUCCAGUUACAUUCAGCCAAACGUGUUAAUAGGUAUUAGUGUGAAAUGGCCUUUCGCAUGGAUUACGUCUCCUCGUCUUAACACUGGAUACAUUUGGACCAUUUUUUUUUUGUAGUCGAUGACGCUCGGGAUGAACAAUCAUCUUUUAUUUCCUGAAAGUAAUAAAAAUGUGACUCUGAUUAUCUUACCCCCAGGACACUUUCUAUAAUAUAUGUCUAAAAUGUUUAUUUACACAUAUGCAGAAUGUAUACAUAGUCAUUGACAAAAGUAUUUAUAUAUUUCUAACUGAAAUUGUACAUGGUGUUUGUUACUAUCAUUAGGUUUUUUUUUUCUCGGUUGUUUUUUUUGUUUUGUUUCUGUUUUUCCAGAUUUGCUGAUUGCUUACAUUAGCUGGAUAUAUUGAGGUAUAUUUUACACAAGGGCCAGUUUGGGGAAAAAAAAAAAAAACCAUUGGGGCUGUGCAUGUAAAAUAUCCAGCCCCCAGCGCACCGCUGUACUGCAGAACUGUGCAUGAAUGUUCCUGACAGACUCAGUUAGACCAGCAUCCGCCUCACCUGGCUGAAGAAAGGCCUACCUGCACCCCGGCGCAGGCCCCCAAACCAGACCGCCUUCCUCCAGUCCCCUCUCUCUUCUGCUCGGGCUACUGCCGCUGCUCACAAGCGCACGGAGGUUCUGCAUGUAGGUCUCGCCAUUCGCUGUAACGAAAGAGAGCGUAUGAAAAUAGCGAGAGAGAGAAAGCUUCCUGCAAGCACACAGGUCACAACGGGCGACCGAGAGGCAGAUCCAGGGCAGGAGAACGCAACGCUUUUUCUAAAAAAGGUUUUGGAUUUGUUUUUUGAAACCUCAGAACUUGUGAAGCAUUUUGUUUUUUUCUACCAGACACUAUGUACAUGAUGUAAUUCAAUGUGCAAUAGCUGGAUUUGUACACUUGGCCAGGAAUACUGUGCACAGAUUCUGGCUGUUUUUAAUCCCUUGGAGAAGUUGGGAAAAACAAUCGUACUGAUUUUCCUCUGUGUACUGGGGCUGGGUGGGUGUGCUGCUGUUAGUAGCCUCGUCUUGGCCUUGGAUGACAAGCCUUUUUAAUCUAGCCAAUAAAAACGUAUUCAUCCAAGGUUAAUCAGCCUUGUUUGUUUUGCCAAAGGGUAACCGCGUUUCAAAAUUUGAUCACAUUUCACUCAGCUAGUUAUGCAAGGCAUGUGUAAAACUAGUAAAAAAAAAACAAAAUGGUGAAAAAAGAGAGAGAUAAUCCACGCAAAUCCCAGACUGUAAACACACUUGUCAGAGGGAGCUAAUCAUUCCGACGGUAAGCCUGGAGGAAAAGCUUGAAGGGCAAUGACGAAAAAUGAAAUCAACAAAAAGAGAAAAAAGUACGUCUAUGGCAGACCAUCACGGUGGGAGGGGGGAGGGGCCUGUCAGGAGUUUAACGGUGCAGCACUCAGCAACACCAGCACAAUGGAUUCCACAUACUCAAUCAUAUUUUUACGAAUGACACUAAAUGAAGCUAUCACCUGCAGCUGGCUACAGUAUGUCGAGGGCACUACCUCAGCGCCUGAGAAGUCAUGUAUAACAAAAUCUGAUGUCAUUUCAUAUGAAUUUAAGGGUUGACCUGUGAUCUCACCUUUUCAGUUAACUUAUCUCAGCUUUUUUAGUUAAACCGUUAGCUAACUAAAAGCAAGCUCAACCCAUUGCUUGUAGGAGCACAUCUCUUUCCUGAAGUUCAAGGCCGGGAAAUAAGUAGGAUUUUGAAGGAAAAAAAACUUUAAAGAUUUAUAGUUUUGUUUAUAAGUAUUUGUGUAUCGAGUGUAUGAAGUUACUGCAGCUAUUCAAGGAGGAUCGUUCCUGUUAGAAAAUCCACACAUCUGGGUUUCCUAAAUUGCUGCAUGUAUUUAUAAAAACAGGUCUUACGACAUCUUUGUGCAGCUGAUCUUUUUGCAUGCCUUCUGACUUCAAGCUUUCCGUCUCAGACGACGUUUCUCUGCAUCGCAAAGCUUGGCAGGGGCGGCGGAAGCUCCAGGCACGAUGGCCGGUGAACCGGUGACUUUGGACACUUCAGGCACCGGCCUGAACCUGUCGUAUCUGCCAGGCAGACGCACGGGGCUCACACCGCUGACCUUACCGCUCAGUGCCUGAGAAAAACGAAAACCCCGCGGGUGACACUGUAGCUACCCUGUGCUCCUCUGUCCUCCGACCUUUAAACUAAGUCGGGGGAAUUUUAACAUGUGGCUCAGGACGGUGGCGCGCUUCUUUUUUGGCUGGACCGCAACAGCGGGGCCAGCCCUGAAAACGCGAAUGCCCGUGACUGAGUGACUGAGUGAUGAAGUUACACCAUGAUGGUCGUAUGGACACCACCGCUGACUAUCCCUGUAACAAACUGGCCACAGUUUCGCACACCCGUACACGGUCCAGCCACGUACUAGGUUUCGACCUGGUCUUGUUCAUUUCUAUACAGAGUCAAAAGGAAUAAAGGUAAUUUACUUUUCAUCGUGAAGUGAAGGAUAUGCAGAAAGACCUGCAGUCUUCCUUCUACCUCAGGGUGUCCCCAGUGUCCAUACCUUUCCACAGGAAACACAGCACUGCAGAACGACGGGGAGAGGAAGUCUGCUAGGGCCCCCUCUCUCCCGCUCUCUCGUUCUCUUCCUGUUUUAAGAUUAGGUGCUCCGGCAACUCACCUGCAGUUCUGAAGGGUGGCCUUGUUGUCUUCGUGUCAAUCGUACUGCUGAUUUUGAAUCUGAAAAUGUGUGUUGUGUAGCUCUGAUCAUUAAUGUAUGCAUACAGUACAUAAUAUUUAAUAUCAACCAGAAGAGAAUAUAUAGCAGUAUAUGCUGGUUGAUUUUGGCACAAUAAAGAUUAAAUGAUUAACAGAA
Molecule: messenger RNA, 6843 nt
Organism: Anguilla rostrata (American eel)
Lineage: Eukaryota; Metazoa; Chordata; Actinopteri; Anguilliformes; Anguillidae
Gene: cnnm2b
Product: cyclin and CBS domain divalent metal cation transport mediator 2b
Exons: 8
Coding region: 195-2696 (833 amino acids)
Biological process (GO): magnesium ion homeostasis; intracellular manganese ion homeostasis; transport
Cellular component (GO): plasma membrane; cytoplasm
Molecular function (GO): magnesium ion transmembrane transporter activity
Source: RefSeq, a predicted model, not a curated record